UGAUUCUAGCCAGACUACGGCUUCGUUUGGAAUGCCACUAUAUGGCGUGGGGCUGAGUCCUGGUUAUGCCAAGGACAACAAGCGCUUCGCUACAGGGGGUGCAGCGGGAAGGCUGACUAUGAAUGAUAAAGGGUGGAUCUCCUCUGUUAAGACCAAAGUACUGCACAGCGAAGAUGGACCGGUUUACGCACUCGCGUGGCGCGGGCGCUACAUCGUGUGGGCGUGUGAUAAGGGCAUCAUGGUGUGGGAUGUACAGGCUCAUAGACGUAUUACUCUAAUUCGGAGACCAAAGGACUCACCCCCCCCGGACGCAUUCAACUGUUCAUUAUGUUGGCGAGACGACCACACAUUUGUCAUCGGAUGGGCCGACUCUAUCCGCGUGGCUGCCAUCAAGGCCAAAGUUACGGGCGAUAGCAGGGCAACCACUGGUAUGUUUGUGGAGAUCAUCGGCAUGUUCCGUACCGAGUACUGGGUGUGUGGUGUGGCCCCUUAUUUGUCAGACAGCCUAGUGGUGCUGGCGUAUAUACCUGAGGAGGAGGUGGAUCCUAGUGAGGACAAUGACGAGGGGGUUAUAGAGGGAGACGUGCUGCAACACGGUACUGCGCGGAAGCCCGAGCUAGUGAUCACAAGUCUGAGCAACGAAGAGACGUCCUCGGACGCACUCUCCAUAGUAAACUACGAACAAUACAUUGCCAAUGACUACCAUAUGGCCUUUUUAGAGGAAGAGCACAUAUAUUUUGUGGUGUCGCCGAAGGACAUAGUGGUUGCUAGGCAACGAGACAGCGAUGACCACGUGUCAUGGCUGCUGGACCACGAGAAAUAUCCUGAGGCCUUGGUGGCGGUGCGAGAGGGCGAAGAGAAGAAAGAGCUUCGCGUGCAUACGAUAGAGAGUGUGGGUGACCACUAUAUUGAGCAUCUGCUGUCCUGCACGCGCUACGAUGAGGCUGCUGAUGUCUGUCGAGACAUUUACGACACAAACGCAGAGGGAUGGCAAAAGUGGAUAGACAUGUUUCUAAAAAAAGGACAAGCCAGGGCUAUUGCGCCAUUGGUGCCGACUGAGAACCCUCAACUACCCUCCGAGGUUUACACUUCUUUGCUGCUGAGCUUGGCUGAGGGCGAAGUUGCUGAGUGUACCGUAUUGCGAGAACUCAUUGGGCAGUGGGACGCGCAUCUCUACAGCUCAGCAGAGGCUAAGACCGCUGUGCUGGACAAUCUGAGAGUCGCCGAGGGGGAGAGGGAAAGGCUGUUGAAGUCAACCCUGGCGCAAAUAUACCGAGACAUGGACAAACCACACAAGGCUGUCCCUAUACUACUGGAUCUGGGGGAGGGUGAUGUACUGGAACUGAUCUACGAACACGCACUCAGCGAACAACUGCUGGCCCAUCUAGAUAGACUGCUUGUACUGGACAGGGAGAAGACUAUACAAUAUCUGCUGGAUCACAAGGAACAAAUCAAGGUCAACACCAUCGUGGACAAACUCAGGAAAGACCCGCUGCAUCUUUUCUAUUACUUAGACGCGUUGUCCUCGGAGGAUCUUGCUGCGGGUGCGCCUUUCCACGACCUACAAGUCGCAUUGUGCGCGGAGUACGCCCCUGAGAAACUAAUGGAAUUGCUAAAGCACAGCAACUUCUACUCCCUGGAAAAGGCUCUGCAAGUGUGUCGCGAAAGAGACCUGGUGCCGCAAACGGUGUUUCUGUACAGUCGCAUUGGCAACAACAAGCAGGCUCUGCAACUCAUCAUCGAUCGCUUGGGGGAUGUGCACAUGGCGAUCAAUUUUGCGAAGGAACAGAACGACGCGGAACUAUGGGACGAUCUUAUAGUCUACUCGGCGGAUAAACCAGAAUUCAUCCGGGGGUUGUUGAACAACAUCGGAACACACGUUGACCCGAUAGUUUUGAUCCGCCGCAUUCCACUGGGCCUACCGAUACCUGGGCUAAGAGACUCGCUGGUUAAAAUUAUGCAAGACUUUAAUCUACAGGUGUCAUUGAGGGAAGGAUGUCAAAAGAUUCUGAUCGCCGAUGUGCUGACACUAAUGAAUGUUCUGGUGAAGCAGAGGCGGAGGGGCACGAGGUUAGGUAUGUCGCUAGUGUAG
Sphaeroforma arctica JP610 is the source of this 2092-nucleotide messenger RNA. RefSeq lists its product as hypothetical. The record is from RefSeq and is a predicted model, not a curated record. Gene Ontology annotation, cellular component: HOPS complex; late endosome. Gene Ontology annotation, biological process: vesicle-mediated transport; endosomal vesicle fusion; protein targeting to vacuole. Gene Ontology annotation, molecular function: protein binding. Bases 32 to 2092 code for a protein of 686 amino acids. Lineage: Eukaryota; Ichthyosporea; Ichthyophonida. The transcript has 18 exons.